UUUAAAUGCCAGAAGGCAAGGACGACCCGGCAGGCUCAUAUACAAAAGCAUUAACGUGAAGUGAAGUUAACUUUGCUGCCAACACAUUAUGUUGUUUUAAAAUGUAGAGAGAUAUGCACAUUUAUACAACCCCAAUGAUCAACAACUUCAUCACCCCUGAUCCUCUGUCUGUUGCCAUCAUUCACUGUGUAUGGGGAGAACACGAUCUGGCACAUAAACAAACCAACGACUCCCACAGACAAAGACCUCAUUCUCGAGGUCGUCUUCAACGAAAAACUUUACUCCACAUAUUACUCCGCCUACUGUUCUGGCGGUAAAUUGCUUGGCAACACGCGCAACACGCGCAACCUAAAAGGGAGCAUGAAUUGCUUUGAGUAAAUUUUGCGCAACAACGUAACACCAACGCUGAAGCAUGCAGCCGCCUUUAGCGGCCGUGAGACGGGAGUAGAACGCUGCCGGUGUAAAUCAGUGCACAUUGUUUCCAGUUAGCUAGAAUUCUAGCCCAUGUUGAAAUUAGUGACAUUUUAAAACUUUCAUUUCUCAUCAUCAGGUAACGUCACCCUGACACGGUGACGCAGUGACGAUGAUUAUCAAGGUGAAGUACUUCAACUUGAAGAAAUAUGUAAAGAUAUCUGAGCCAUGUUUGGAAAUGUUCAUAACUGAAGUUCGCGUAAAGUUCUCCAUUCCUGAAGACAAGACCUUGACAGUGACCGAUGAUGGAGGAACUGAAGUCGAUGCUGAUGUGUUUCCAGAGUUGGUGUGCUUGGUCAUCCAUGAUUCUGAAGGAGUUGGUGAAGAAUGUUCUGCUGGAGAAGCCUGGUGGUGCAACAGUCCUGAAGGAGUACGAGGACACUGGGAAAAUAUGUGACAGUUCCAGACGGCAGAUGGAGCAUUUCUAUGAUGCCCAAAGUGGAUCAGGCUUCCUGGCUUGGAGGCUCAAGACUAUUCAACGGAAGACCAAAUUUCAUCCCGAGUCAUCUAGUUCCCCUAAGGCUGCUGUUGUGAUGGGAGGUGGUCCAACACUCGUCAGGGACAACAGUCAAGAAGAUCAGCUUCAGGAUGAGCAAUGCAAAGAGGCCAUUUCCUUGAUGACUCAUACCAACGAGCGUGACACCAUCUUCCAGAAGAUGCAAGAAACCUUCCAUUUCCGGCAGGGGCUCAUCCACAAUCCUGAAACCUCGGCAUCAGUUCUGUCCAUGUUCCCAAGACUUUUGGACACAAAAGGAUUGGUUCUUCAAGACUUCAGCCUUCUCUUCGGAGCAGAAACAGCAGCCAGACUUCUGGAAAGGUGGCCCUCAUACAAACCAAAGUUGAUAAAAGAAGCCGCUGCCCUGGUACAGACCCCGUUAUUGCAACGCCUUUUACAAUCUGCCAGAGGGGAACAAGUGGAGUCAUCUCCAGAUUACUACCCAGGUUGGGACAGCGAUAUGUCCACUUUACUCCUCCUGUUACACAUCCUGUCACCUCAGCCAGCUGGGAGGAAAAGGGGUCACAAGAUCAGUGCAAGGGAUGCCAUUGACCACCUGGUCGUUUUUCACAAGGUUUGUAAUUCCGGUACAAAAACUGCUUUGAAUUGUGGUUUGAUUUAUACUUGAAUACUUAUUAUAGUUACUGCAUGAUGUAUAGGUGUUACAUUUGUAGGACACUACUUGGCUCUAGUGGGGCCUUGGUUCAACACCUUAAACUGUUACAUGGGUUGUAUCCUGGCAAAAAGUUAAAUUUAAUAUGUGCUCAGGAUGGUUGUUGCUUAGAAUUUAGAAGUUACUCUGGUUUCCGCAAACACCUGAAACGUGUACACUGCAACAUUAAUGUGACUGAACCAGGUUUGACAGAUGAACCCCAACCUAGCACAUCUUUAGGUACGCCGGCUCUGCCUUCAGAUGGAUGUGCCCCCUCUGUCCAAACUUCUGACUUGAAUCCUGACUUAAUCAAUGAAAGGGAAUGUUCUUUAGAUUCAAAACAUAUGUGUGCUUCUGUUAUUGCGAAGUUGCAGGGUAGUGGUGUGGCAAAUACUGUUAUUUUGUCAGUUGUAGAAAUGAUGGAGGAAUGUUUAAAUUAUAUCCACACUUCAAUAAAGCGUCAGGUCUUAGAGGUCGUGCCAGAGGGUAACCCGAGCAGAAGUGCAGUAGAGGAAGUGUUAGAACAUUUGGAGAACCCUUUUGCUGAUCUCAACACCGAUAGCAAAUGGAAAAAAUAUUUUAAUUCCAAAUGGGGAGUUGUACAACCUGUAGAGGUGCAUUUAGGAGUAAGAUACGAUUCUAAGAUAAACAGAAUUUCUGGAAAUUACGAACAGGUACCAGUUAACGACACUUUCAUCUCAACCUUUGUUUAAAACGCUAGAGUUUAUUUUCAAAAACAAAAUGAUAUGCAGCCAUAUUCAAUCUUCUAAAUUCAGUGAUCUAUAUUCUGACUUCUGUGAUGGCUCUUAUUUUAAGAGUAAUCAGCUGUUCUAGCUGUCCCUAGAUUCAGGUUUAUUAUGACGAUUUUGAAACGGCUAACCCUUUAGGUUCUAAGGCGGGGUUGCAUAAGCUUGGAUGUUUAUAUUUUACACUCCGAAAUCUUCCACCUCAUCUCAAUUAAUCUUUGAUGAAUAUACAUCUAAUAUCUUUGUUCCACUCACAAGAUGCUAAGAAGUACAGCUUAGACAAAAUACUCAAGCCUUUUAUAGAUGAUGUGAAAAAACUUGAGGUUUAUGGGAUGGAAGUGUCUUUCACAAAAGAGCGCCUCUAUGGCACAAUAUCACAGAUUACAGGUGAUAAUUUGGGUUUAAAUGGUAUCCUUGGGUAUGUGGAGUCUUUUAGUGCCACCUAUUAUUGUAGGUUUUGUGUUACAGACAAGGCCACAGCUCAGAGUGUAUUUUGUGAACAUGAUCCUAGAGUCAUUUUGCGAUCUAAAGAACUGAAUGAACAGCACUACACACAUCUUGAGAAUACUGGUGAUGGUUCAUGUUAUGGCAUCAAACGCAACAGCAUUCUUAAUGAGUUACGGUAUUUCAGUGUUGUAGAUAAUGUUGUCGUUGAUAUAAUGCAUGACCUCCUUGAAGGUGUGGCACAAUAUGAGGUUAAGCUACUGUUUGACUACCUGGCAAAGAAUUUCCUAUCCAGUGAACACAUAUUAUUGAGAAUGUAUGGUUAUAGCUAUGGAUACUUGGACCGUAAGAACAGGCCA
Gadus chalcogrammus (walleye pollock) is the source of this 3168-nucleotide messenger RNA. RefSeq lists its product as uncharacterized. The transcript has 7 exons. The record is from RefSeq and is a predicted model, not a curated record. Bases 714 to 1595 code for a protein of 293 amino acids. NCBI's taxonomy places the organism in Eukaryota, Metazoa, Chordata, Actinopteri, Gadiformes, Gadidae.